Molecule: messenger RNA, 3027 nt
Organism: Marasmius oreades (fairy-ring Marasmius)
Lineage: Eukaryota; Fungi; Basidiomycota; Agaricomycetes; Agaricales; Marasmiaceae
Exons: 7
Coding region: 1-3027 (1008 amino acids)
Biological process (GO): protein secretion
Source: RefSeq, a predicted model, not a curated record
AUGAUUCGGACUGAACUCACAUCAACUUUACUUGCUGGAUCCUGUUUACUCGACUCGACCUCCACGCCUCAAAACAAUCUGAAAGGCGCACUCAUUGAGCGUCUGACUACGUAUUAUGCUACUCUUGGUGUAUCUUCUUCCAUCAGUGAUACAUGCACCCUCGAAGAAGCACAACUCCGUACCGCCAUCGAGUCUCUCUGUAUAGUAGAGCGUAUUCAGGGGAUAAUAUCAGUUAACAAUGGCAGCACUAGUACCGAAGAACCUCCCUUACUCGGUGUUCGCGACCUGGCCCAAAUCAGAACCCUUCUGUCUAUUUCUUUUCAUUGGGGUGUAGAGCCAUUACUUUCUCGGAUCGUAUCUGCCUGGCCCGAGAGACCCAACGUUGCGACCUCUAAUGUCACUCAAAUUAUAGACCUAACGACAAUGCCAGAAGAUUAUCAUCGUCUCUCCGACUUGACGUCACGAAUCCUUCGUUUGGUAUUUCCUGCUGGUCCCCAGCAAAAGUCAUCGAAUUCUCUCAUCACAGAAGCCCUUCUGAACCGGCACCUCAAAGACAUCUUCGAACCCGCAAUAGCCCUUGGCUGGCUCCCCAAAUCUUUAGCAUCGGACUCGAUGCCUCCGCUUGAAGAUGCAAGGCCGUUUGUAAUGCGCUUGUUGGGCACGUUACCAGUUUCACAGACCAUCGCAGCUCUAGGCGGGGUGAUAUCAACUCGUUCUUCUGUUCAGCACGUACGACGAGCAUGCGGCUACCUAUUGAGCAGACAACUUCUGCGGCCAGACGGAAUCAGGGGCCUUUGCGCCGCCAUUUUUGGCGAAUCAGAAGGAGACGACAUAAAAUUAGAACAGCUUGAACAUGUAUCUCGCACGCUCUCAAUGGUGCCAGCUAACAUAAACCCACAGGACUAUUUCUCGGCAAUCAUCCCUAGACUCGUCGAUCUUCUUCACGACGCCAAAAGCAUCGCUUUUCGGAGAGCUUCGUCGUUCACAAUAUCACGUUUACUGACCAACAUUGAAACUAGUUCGCCCGCGCCUCAGAUCAUCCUCUCAACGUUACACUUCCCAUUUCUCCAUGUGUCCUCUCCGGGGAUGGCAGGGGGGUCACCAUCCUUCCCGGAUGUCGCCUAUGCGUUGUCCAGUUUAUCUAUUCUUCUCGCCAAUUCAGACCCCUCUCCUAAGCUUAUUUCGACUUUACUCUCUCCGAUCAUAGCACCGUUGUAUGCCGUUAUGCAUCAUCUUGAUUCAUCCAGAACGUCCGAUCCCUCGACGCGAGAGAUCGUCCACGACACAAUUAUGACGUGGUUCAGAGUAUCAGCCGCAGAGGAAGCUGUCGCUACUUUGAUGUUUAUAUUAGACGAUCAAGACGGGAAACUGGAGCUGGGGUUUGACGGCAAGAUCAAGCGGGCAGAAAGGAUAAGCGAUCCUCUAUCUCUCUUCACACCGGAAAGUCUCAGGCAGGCGGAGGAGACCGGCCAGCUAGAAUCUGGGGCGAAUUGGCUCGACCUGUAUCCAGACCCUGUCCGCUUUGUUGGGUUUAUACAAUCUAUCAAUCGACAAGAUAUUAUUUCCAACUUCUUUGUAUUAGUGCUCGAGGCCUAUCGAGACAACGAAAAGCAGAACAAUGACCCCAUCCAAACUCUCCGUUAUUUGCAAGUCAUUAUACAGAUGCAGACUUUUCUAUCCAAUGACUCGAAACUGGGAGGUUUCCAGGACCCUGUGCAGAUACUCAAAUUUAUCGAGCAGGUACUCGAAGAUUCACAGAGACACCCUAAUCAAACGAGCCAAAAGAAGGAAGACUUUCCCUCGAGACUCGCCCAGUUGAGUCUGGAAGAAGAUCGUGACACAAUGGAGGAGGGAGAGGACAGCGAUGAUGACAUGGUUGACUCUGAGAAACGGGAUAUCGGUACCGAAAUGACAGAGACCGCACUGAUAAUCCUCCUUUCUGUGCUGGAAGGAAACAAAGCGCUUUCUACUCGAACGACACCAAUCCUCAGCAACAUACUACUACUUCUAGAACACCUCAUAACCGGCGACUCCCCAAACGGUAUUAAAGAAUUGGCACGGGAGGUUAGGCUUGUUUUGACCGCUCGCCUGGCGAUGCAAAAUGCGCCAAACUUCAAGGACGAUGAAGAUUCACAUCAGAGAGACGUCCAAAAAGUUUACCAACAGGCCUUGAAACUGCUUCAGGAUCCCAUCCUUCCUUUGCGCGCACACGGUCUACUACUUCUCCGCCAAUUGGUAUCCCCGUCGCGAUCCGAACAAUUCAAGGCAGUGGAUCCGGCACUCAUACCGGCUAUACAAGAUGUCUUUAUGCAGUCGGUCCAGGAUAACGACUCGUAUAUUUUCCUGAAUGCUGUACAGGGUUUAGCCGCUUUGGUAGAUCAUGGUGGCGCGCCAGUGUUGAAGCGCAUGUUAGACACUUAUACUUGUGGAAUUGACGGCCUAGAAGGAAGCAGCAUGUCGCAACAGGAUCUCGACACGAGGCUUCGACUUGGCGAAGCCACAGGAAUAGUUGUAAGUCGUUGUGGGACGACCUUGGGUACUCACGGAAAUUACAUCGUUCCUUCUCUCCUACGAGUCUUGAGGUCAAGCAAUGUACCCACCGCUCUCAAAAUGUCUGCAUUAUCACUUUUGGCUGAUUGUCAAAAGACAUACCCUUUGGUCCUCCUUCCGUUCUUUGGCGACCUCUCAGGCGGCACGCUAGAUCUCAUUCAACUAGAAACUCGUUCGACGGAGUUCGCAACAACCAUAGAGGACGAACCAACCUCAAAAAACUCCAAAUUUCCCGGUCUACGACGUGCCGCACUCCAUUUCAUGUCACUUCUACUGAAAGGAACAAUAGAAAACAUUUAUGAUACAUCAUUCAGGAGGUCUAUUUAUUCGGAAGAUCUCAUUCGACGAACGAAGUUAAUUCUAUCGUAUAUAUCAGACACCGAUGCAGAUGUAGUGGUACGAGUAAUGGCACGGGAGGCAUUGGAAUUGUCUAAGCAGCUGGAGUACGCCAUAAUCGAUCCCUUUGCUGUAGGAUAA